Messenger RNA from Malus domestica (apple), 1990 nucleotides. RefSeq names its product AT-hook motif nuclear-localized protein 5. Lineage: Eukaryota; Viridiplantae; Streptophyta; Magnoliopsida; Rosales; Rosaceae. Gene Ontology annotation, molecular function: minor groove of adenine-thymine-rich DNA binding. The record is from RefSeq and is a predicted model, not a curated record.
UUUUCAUUUCAUUUUUUUUUCUCCCCAACCCCUUUCCCUUUGUCUUUUCCUCCCUCCUUUUUUUCCCCUUUUCCACCUCCUGCAUUUUCCAGUCCAAACCCUAGACUUCAAAUCUAGGGUUUUGUUCUGUUGCUGGGUCUGAGGCAGUCGCUCAAGAGCUGCCAGGUUGUUAUUCUUGCUUCUCUGUAGCCCCCUGAGCUCCGGAUUUUCUACAUUUUGGUUUUUGCUGGAUAUUUUGUGUGAUGGGUCUGUAGGGGUCCUAAUGUUCAGGUUCUGCAGUCACUUGGUUACUUGUUUCUGUGGGUAAAGGUCCGAACUUUUUAGGGUUUUUAGAUUUUUCUGGAACUUAAAGCAAAACCCUUUUUUAUAAGCUCACUCUGUUUUUGUAUUUUGAAGAUUUAGGGUUAAAGGGGAUUUAUUUCCCCUCUUUUUUUUUUUUUUUGGUUUUUGAAAAUAAUGUUAUAACGUUUCCCCCAUUUUGUUUGAAUUUUCUGUUUUCUGUAAAAUUGACUAAGAGGGUUGUAGAAACAAUCUUUAGGUGACAAAGAGUUGAGGUUUUUAGUGACAAAUCUCUUAGUAAAUGCAUGGAUGGGAGGGAAGCAAUGGGAUUGUCUGGUGGGUCAGCUUCAUACUACAUCAGUAGGGGAGGAGGGGUUGGUGGGUCUAUACCUGGAUCACAGGCUGGCGGCGGUGGCGGACUUCACCAUGCUGCACUUGGGUUCAGGUCCAUCUCAAACACCCUCAUCCAACCUCAGUCCAAUGUGAGGGUCAGCUCUGUGGGAUCAACGUUCUCAGUGGAGCCUUCAAGACCCAAUUUUGAACAUCAUGGCAGUACCAUGAAUGUCACUCCCGGAGCGCCUUCAGCUCAGCCUGUAAAGAAGAAAAGAGGGAGGCCCCGGAAGUAUGUCCCCGAUGGGUCAGUUUCUCUGGGGUUGUCUCCCAUGUCGGCAACACCUACUCCUACACCGGGUUCAACCAGUCCGACCCCGAAACGUAGUAGAGGGAGGCCACCUGGGAGUGGUAGGAAGCAACAGUUGGCUGCUCUUGAUUGGAUGAACACUUCGGCUGGAUUAGCUUUUGCACCCCAUGUUAUCACCAUUGGAGUUGGAGAGGACAUUGCAGCAAAAUUAUUGUUAUUCGCACAACAGAGACCAAGGGCGCUAUGCAUAUUGUCUGGAAAUGGUGCAGUGUCUUCUGUAACUCUACGCGAGCCUGCAUCUACUGGUGUCAGUGUCACAUAUGAGGGUCGGUUCCAGAUAUUAUGCUUGUCAGGUUCGUACUUAGUUGCCGAGGAUGGUGGACCUCGCAAUCGAACAGGGGGAAUAAGUGUUUCCCUUUCUAAUCCUAAUGGUCAUGUCAUUGGUGGUGCUGUCGCAGUGCUUAUUGCAGCAACUCCAGUGCAGGUUGUGCUUUGCAGUUUUGUAUAUGGUAGCUCAAAGACCAAGAACAAGCAAGUGGCUGGUCCCAAUAGCGAUGAGAAUUCCGAGCCACAGCAUAGCGAGAAAUUGGCUCUACCAAGCAGUGCCCCACCUACUCAAAAUUAUAAUCCCUCCGGUGCAGGCAUUUGGCCUGGAUCGCGGCAAGUUGAUUUGAGAAAUGGCCACACUGGUAUUGACUUGACUCGCGGAUGAAGAUACGCUGCAACAGACAUGCCGGUUUUGUAUAUGUGUUGUUGUAAAUGAACUGCAUCUGUGAGAAGGGUAACUUGACGACCCUUCACCCACCGGCGGUUAAACAAGUUUAUGCUAACAUAGUCUGUAACAAAAUCCAUUACUCUGGGAGAUGUUUCGGUGACAUAAUUCACCCAUUGAGGAAGUUUCAAGUAGUGUGGAGGUUAAGAUACUCAUCUGUAGCAAGAUAUUCUUUUGGCUUUUAGGUGGAAACUUCCUAUUGAAUCAAAAGUCCUUUUGAAGUUCGUAACCAUUUCAAAAUCACAAUUUGCAGAAUUGUAUGCCGCACAUGUAUGGAUGAAUGAGCUUCUCUUUCUUUU